Molecule: messenger RNA, 771 nt
Organism: Caenorhabditis elegans
Lineage: Eukaryota; Metazoa; Nematoda; Chromadorea; Rhabditida; Rhabditidae
Gene: Y60A9.1
Exons: 8
Coding region: 1-771 (256 amino acids)
Source: RefSeq, marked reviewed
AUGGUUCGUGUUGAUCGAGAUUUGAAACGGUGCUACUUUUAUCGCAUUAAAAUUGAUGGGGAUGUUCAAAAACCAGCAGAUAUACGAUCGCCUUCUUUAGAAUUUCCAAAAUCCGGAAUUCCGCGGCAGGACAUUAUUCCAUAUAACCCACAUAUUCGAACAAGAACAUCUCGUCUACCGAUCCGACCUUCUAGUUCACGAAGAAUAAGUUGGAGCCGAGAAGCAGAUCGUGUCCGCGAGAUAUCUCCCCGGAGUGAGCCGGAGCCAAUAAGAAGAUAUGAUCCUCCGUAUUUACAAAAAUCACAAAGCUUCUCAGACGAUUGGCCUGAAAAAACAUACCCUAUCGCUGAAAAAAAGUCAAAGAAAAAGAAAAAGACUCCAAUGAUAAAACCAAAGUCUGUUAAAACAUCACAUCAGGAACCAGUUCUGGAGCCGGUAUUCGUACCAAUUAAACCAAAAAAAUCAGCUGUGCCAAUCAAAUCAAAGGUUGUAAAACCAAAAGAGCAGAUAAUAAGACAACAAAGGGAACAACGCUAUCGAGCUCAAAAAACGGAGCAAAUGGAAAGAACGCAGCAUGCAAACUCCAAUUUGAGGAAAGUGAAGUCUGAGAGCAACUUGAAGAAAUUACCAAAUGACACAUUGAUGAGGAAAGCAGAUGCCGGAAAAACAAAGCAUUUUAAUCCUCCUCGUUGGCGUCAUGUUGGUGAUCGCAAUCGACGUCGUCAAGGUGACAAGAAUUCCCGCUCAUUUGCAUCUGAUUAUUACUUUUGA